UGUAAAAAGUAAACAUGUCUAAAGUUUUGUGUGAAUAAAACCUUAAAAACAACCAUCCCUGCGCUUUGUCAGGGAGGAAAAGUGUUGCAUGGGAUCGAGCAGUUCCAGGAGACGUAGAAGAAUGAACGAAGAUAGGUCUGGCUCAGACGCGAGCGGUGGUAGUGGCCCUGAUCGUGACGCUUCAAAUGGCAGUGCCAGUGGAAAUGAAGAUCGUUCAGAACUUGUGACAUUGAUAUCUUAUCUCAUUCGAAGUGGUCAGGUACGGCUUAUCCCAUCUGGUUCAACAGAUGAUGAAGAUGAUGAUGACAUUGAAGAUAACGAAUUUGUUGAGAGUGUGCGCCCACCAAAAGUAGAGGGCAAGCCAGACACAGCUCUAAUGGACUCAAGCGAUUUGAAGCAAGAAGUCACCCUGAACUCCGGCAGGUUUAGAACCCCAUCUCAGCGAUGUCAGCCUUCUGUCAAUCACAUGCUUCAACGGAGAGAAGUUGGCAUGCGAGGCAAACAGCAAUUCAGUCGUGGAGAUCAGUGUAUUCUUUCUUCCAAUUUUCUGCCCAACCAGGUAACUGUGGUUGCCAGAUACCCCCAUAAAGCAUUUUGUGGUACCUACUCCGAGGAUGGAAAUGUCUUUCUUAGUGCUUGUCAAGAUCAGUACAUACGAGUGUAUGACACAACAAAUGGUCGUUUUAGGCAGUUCAAGGCUGUGAGAGCUAGAGAUGUUGGAUGGAGUAUCAUCGAUGUAGCGUUCAGUCCUGAUGGUCACUACUUUAUUUAUUCAAGUUGGUCUGAAUUCAUUCACAUCUGUAACGUACAUGGCGAACAUGAGACUCAUGAGGCCCUCAACUUGUGUCCAGAAGACAGCCGAUUUUGUAUAUUUUCAUUGACUUUCUCGCAAGAUAAUCGAGAAAUUAUGGGAGGUGCUAAUGAUGGUUGUCUAUAUGUGUAUGAUAGAGAGCUCAACCAAAGGACAUUAAAGAUUGACGCGCAUGAAGAUGAUGUUAAUGCUGUGGCUUUUGCUGAUGCUUCGUCACAUAUGUUAUUCAGUGGUGGUGAUGAUGGUUUAGUUAAGGUAUGGGAUCGGCGGUCGCUACGGGAGGACAACCCGGAGCCUGUUGGUGUAAUGGCGGGCCACUGGGAUGGGAUAACCUACAUUGAGAGCAAGGGUGAUGCUCGAUACCUGCUGUCUAAUUCUAAAGACCAGAGUAUAAAGCUGUGGGAUGUGAGGAAGUUUGCAACUACAGAAGCUCAGCAGGCAACCAAACGAGCUGUGGCCAGACAAACUUGGGAUUAUCGAUGGCAACAGUUUCCUAGAAGAGUAAUACGCAAAAAGGUGAUACCGGGUGAUACAUCGAUCAUGACAUACCGAGGCCACAGCAUACUCUACACAUUGAUAAGGUGUCACUUCUCACCGGAGUUUACGACUGGUCAACGCUAUAUAUACACAGGUUGUGCAACUGGUGGACUCAUCAUUUACGACACUUUGACGGGUGAUAUUGUGAAGCGUUUAGAAGGGCCCCGAGCGUGUGUUCGUGAUGUGGCGUGGCAUCCCUUUGAGCACAAUAUCAUGACUGCAUCGUGGGAUGGUACUAUCGGUAAAUGGUAUCAUGAAAAAGAGCCAGAUACAGAACCAAACUUGACGUCCGAUGAAAGUGAUGAUGAUACGGACUCAGAUGAGGGCAUGGGAUUACGAAGGAGUAAACGAUUACGCAAUAAGUCGCGAGGAAAUACAGGAGGAUUUCUUGGAUUAUUUUCAUAACAAUGCCUGCAAUUGUGCAAUCAGACUCUGAGCUGGUUCAGGCUUCUUGGGCAAUUUUCGCACAAAACAGCCAGAGGUGAUUCUGGUGGACUUCUUGGACAGUGUCUGUAUUGUAAUGGGGUCUUCAUACAUGUACAAGUAUAGACUUUGAGAUUGAAACAGAGUGUUUGGUAGGAAUUUAAGUUAUGAAUGGGUUAUUCUUUGUCUGGUGCAUUAUCAGUAAUUAAGUAAUAUUGUAAAUAAGUUCUAUUUUUAUGGAUUUUUAAAUCAUGUGAGAAAUUGUGUGGAGCCUGGAGGUCGCAAUAGUUCCUGCUGUUGGUAAUGGAGUUUUUCCUCUUAGUGUUAUUGAGCUGAAUUUACCAACCAUUUAUGCAUGUACAUGUACCUCUUCAGAGAAAUUGGGUUAUGCUUGCUUAGUUGAUCUUUUUAUGCAGUUUUGCAUACGGGUAUCUGGCUGUGAUCAUUGAGUUGAAUAAAUUUUCCACCACAAUUAAAGUUGGGAAGUUAUUGAAAUUGAGCUCAGUGUGCUUUUGGCCUUGAAAAGUAUUUUGUUGAAGUCCAAGUCACAAUUGACAUACACGCACUGCCUCUUUACCCUAAGCUGCGUACAGCCUACGCCCUGGUGUCGAAUUCUGAGUGCAGCUCACUGGUUGCGUGCAUAUCGCUGUGUGAGCAUGUAAGUUGCACUCACCUCUCAUGGUGAUUACGUAGAUCAUGGUUGGAUUAUUUGUGCAACAUACGAGCCAAGUCUACAUUGCACAUGUAUACAAAUUUAGGGACGUCAAUUGUGACUUGAACUGUGCUUGUAUAACACAACAGAAAUGGUAAACUGCCAAAUUUUUGGAGGGGUUUAUUUUUGUGGAUUACAUUGAUUCACAAAAUAAAAAUUGUGAAUGCAGUGAUUUGCAAAAUAGUUGAGAAUGGGGAAAUAAAAAAUCUGCCAAAAUGAAAUUGUGAAAAAGAUUCUGUUAGUGAUAUUUGUGACAUGAAAAAUGCCAAGUAUGAAAGUAAGAUUAUAAUAAAAGAUUCGAAUCUAAA
This is a messenger RNA of Lineus longissimus, 2791 nucleotides long. RefSeq names its product DDB1- and CUL4-associated factor 11-like. Gene Ontology annotation, molecular function: protein binding. Gene Ontology annotation, cellular component: Cul4-RING E3 ubiquitin ligase complex. The transcript is spliced from 17 exons. The record is from RefSeq and is a predicted model, not a curated record. Gene Ontology annotation, biological process: proteasome-mediated ubiquitin-dependent protein catabolic process. Lineage: Eukaryota; Metazoa; Nemertea; Pilidiophora; Heteronemertea; Lineidae. Bases 89 to 1753 code for a protein of 554 amino acids.